Haliotis rufescens (red abalone) is the source of this 1981-nucleotide messenger RNA. Its product is annotated as neuronal acetylcholine receptor subunit alpha-7-like. Gene Ontology annotation, molecular function: extracellular ligand-gated monoatomic ion channel activity; transmembrane signaling receptor activity; neurotransmitter receptor activity. The coding region runs from base 200 to 1300 and encodes 366 amino acids. Gene Ontology annotation, cellular component: synapse; neuron projection; membrane. Lineage: Eukaryota; Metazoa; Mollusca; Gastropoda; Lepetellida; Haliotidae. Gene Ontology annotation, biological process: nervous system process; regulation of membrane potential; chemical synaptic transmission. The transcript has a single exon. The record is from RefSeq and is a predicted model, not a curated record.
UCGAUAUUGAUCAGACAGAUCCUUUAUUCUUGUGAUGGAUCGAUUAUAAUUCCAGUCGGCAGGUGAUUGCUUUUAGCCAGUUUGUCAUGGUUACCGAUGAUCAAAUACGUUUCGUGAUUGUCGUUAUUAGCCAUGUGGGACAAAAUAUUAACUGAUCUCCAUCCGUGUGUUGAUUGUGGUGAGAGUGUGAGAAUUUGAUAUGGCAUGCUACGUGAAAAUAUCAGUGGUCACCAUAGGUUUAAUCAUAUCACUGGUAAGAGCUGAUACGGUAACCAGGGACGUGAUAAGUCAUUUGAGGAAGGAUCUUCUUGCACAACAAGAUAAUGCUGUUCCUCCGUUCAAAGGAAACUCGAAAUCAGUAGACGUUUCACUGUCCUUCACCCCAGUCACGAUCCUAGACUUGAACUCAGUCACCCAAAUGUUGUCUGUGACUGGAUAUCUCAAGGUAAGCUGGCUUGACUCGAGACUCACUUGGAAUGUUCACAAUCAUUCAGAUGUCCGAUUGAUGGAGGUAAGAAGUGGCGACAUAUGGACACCCACUAUUUCUGUUGGCAACAGUGUAUCAGACAUGAAUCCAGUGGAAACUCAGCUACCUGUUGUUGUCAUGCCCCAAGGGAACAUCAUCUGGCAAGUAUUGGAUGUAUUUCGAACUGUGUGUAAAAUAAACGUGUCACGAUUUCCUUUCGAUACUCAACACUGUAAGAUUGUGUUUGCUCCUUCGUAUGGAUACAAUGUCAAGAUCAUUUUUAAUGACGAAGAAGUUCCAGGCAAAGAUAAACUGGACGAAAAUGGGGAAUGGAAAAUGCUUAGCGUGUCCCAGAACCUCUCAUCAAUACAAACAUUUGAAAUUGCCGAAUACAUGCUCACAUUGGAAAGGAAAUAUGUUUACUAUUUCAUUAACUUUCUCUUCCCCAUGGGCCUCAUGUCCAUCCUUAACCCAUUCGUGUUCCUCAUCCCAGCUCGGUCUGGGGAGAAACUUGGCUUCUUGAUGGCUGUGUUUGUUUCUCAUACAAUGUUCCUGAGUCUGAUCCACGGCAACAUGCCGCCCACUUCGGACCGCACAUCCAGGCUCUCUCUGUACCUGUUGAUGAACGAGAUCCAAGGAUUCCUCACCAUCUUUGCUUCUAUCAUUGUGCUCGUGGUUCAUCACCAGAAAGAGGAGGCCCAGACCAACACAACAUCCUCGGACACAAAAUCUGAACCUUGCGGAUUCCGUGACUGGGAACGUUUUAUUGACUGUGUAUUAUUUGUCGUGUCACUGAUAAUGGCUGGGGGCAGUAUCUUGAUUCUGUGUAUAUAGUUUAAUCACUGAAUUAUGAAAUCUAAUAAUUGCUUCAUUGACAGAAUUAUGUGGACCUCGGGGAGGGGGUGGGAUGUUGCAAAGCAAACAACUCCAUUAACACCGCACAGCUAAGCUCAGAACCUUUCGGCCACCCCUUUGCUAAAUUGAAUUUCGAAGAACCCUAGUAGCUGGAAUAGCGUGGACGUGUCAAAACUGCGACUUAUAUGUGUAUAAAUAGAUAUGUGACUGCGUGCACCUGAUGCAAUAGCUGUAAGGGGUUCAUUAACAAUAUCACAAACAAAGCAAUGCACCCGUGCAGAAAUCUAAACCCUUUACAAAACCAGGUGAUUUGAAAAUUUCAGGUCAAGUUGACCUUCAUUUAGAUUUUCAAAAUGUAUUAUGUGUGUCAUGUAUUACAAACAACUCAUGGUUGUCACUAAGUACUGAAGUAUAUUUGUUGUUGAAUGUGGUAAAAAAGAUCUUGUAUUUUGGCUUGCAACAUGGUCUUUAUUUUUGUAAUAUACAGAAAGAAAAAAGUUAAGCACACGCUAAUAUAUUUCAUUAUUGUUUGGUCCCAAUAUUUGUAACAGUCAUGAAAGAUAUAAUUACGGGAAGAAUUAUGUUUCCUCGAGAUGAUGUAAUGAGUCAUGCGUGUCGAAAGCUCACGUGCCAUGCAUGGUGUGCCCGUGCAGCAUGCUA